GCAGUAAGAUUGUCUAGAUUAUGCACAUUUCCUUGCGCAAUAAAUAUUUCUGAAUUGUACAAACGACAAAAAUAAACCGACAUAAGCGAUUAACCGUUGAUAAGAAUGCUUUUCAGUUGGAAUUCUUUGCGGAUGAAGUUGAGUCUCAAAAUGUAAUUCUCUGAAGAGUUUCAAAAAUGUUCACGGAGGAAUAUAAUGUAUUUGCUCAUGAAAAUUAGAUUCUGAGGAAUGUUUAAGGUUCUUAAAUGAAAUGCACGUAAUUAACAGUUAUUUGUAGUUACCUAUUUACAAAUACUUUACAUGAUAAUGCUUUAAAGCAAAAUAUAUCUGAGACACAGAAUAUCUUCACGGAAUAAAUAUAAAGACAAACAUAAAGUUGACGAUGUUCGUUGGAAAUAGAGGAUCAAUUCGACAGUUGAUAUUUACGUUGUUGAUUGUCUUAGUGACGGGACGGGCGAUGGUAUCAAAUGACUACGUUGAGGGUCAAAUACAAAAUGACGGUUUUGUGAAAAGGACUGUAGACAAUUCUGCUUACAACAAUGGACCAACAGUCAUCAGCUUUGCCAGACACGGUCUGUGCAAUCACCGAUUUGGCAAGGUCAGAUUCUUCAUGGCGCUCCAGAAGCAUUUCCACAUGAUAUCAGAUGAUAUGAAAAUCGCUUUCAUCCUAGAUAUUUGUAAACGAAGGGAUCAUAUGCUAACAAUGUGGGUUGAAGAAAUUUUCGACAACGAUGGUGACGGAUUCAUAACCAGAUUUGAAAGGCAGAUCAACCGGUGAACCAGAUAUGGCAGGGUAUGACACGAGGCAGGAUAAACAUACCACCAACCUGAGAGGAAAUGUGAUGGAGUGAUAGUGUGUUACAAAUACUGCAUUUUGGUCUAGGAUAAAUAACUGCCAACUAAUGGGUCUCAUUCUGACAUGAACGAAGUCAGCCGUCAGACAUUUAUAUAAUAUGCGACCAAGAUGUCUACUCAAAAUUUAAGUUCCUGCCAAACUGUUCGUAUAAAUUGAAAGGCUAUGCAAACAAUAUGUUGUAUACAACAGGAACUGCUACACCCUGGAUACCAUUUCGAUAAAGCUUUGUGCAUUUUGUUUAUUUUUUCACAUUCUUGAUAUUCCGGUAUGUGUUGUGUUGAACAUUUUCCGUAUCGUUACCAUCUGCUUACAGUGAUCCCUUUGUGUAAUUUAUUCGGUUGGGAUAUAAUGUGUUCCACAUUUGGAGCCUCCUUGGCCACGCCCUUGUGCUUAUAAACUAAAACAAACUUUAUGUGGUUUGGUUUAAAAUCCCACUUUUUGGAAAUAUUCGCACAAUUGCCUUGUCUAUGAUCAUUAUAUUUGCAGAAAGAUAUACAUAUUUUUUGCAACAGUUUACUCAGAAUAUAUUUUCUUUUGUUAUAUCAUCAUAUAAUGACAUGAUCACAUUUAAUUUGUUUGUGGCAAUCUCCCACUCACAUGCUACAAUAAGCCAGCAUAAAUAUGCUUUUGUUUACAUUUAUGACAUACGAUUGACAUUAAACAUACUGAAUCGUA
This is a messenger RNA of Mya arenaria, 1531 nucleotides long. RefSeq lists its product as uncharacterized. The record is from RefSeq and is a predicted model, not a curated record. The transcript is spliced from 4 exons. NCBI's taxonomy places the organism in Eukaryota, Metazoa, Mollusca, Bivalvia, Myida, Myidae. The coding region runs from base 383 to 778 and encodes 131 amino acids.